Tilletiaria anomala UBC 951 is the source of this 831-nucleotide messenger RNA. RefSeq lists its product as uncharacterized. The record is from RefSeq and is a predicted model, not a curated record. Bases 1 to 831 code for a protein of 276 amino acids. The transcript has a single exon. NCBI's taxonomy places the organism in Eukaryota, Fungi, Basidiomycota, Exobasidiomycetes, Georgefischeriales, Tilletiariaceae.
AUGGCAGCGCAAUGGGACGCACAAAACGGCUCGACGGCGUCUACGUCGAGUCUGACGCUUGACGGGACCACUCUUGGCCUCGCCACAGCAGAUCAUGUCGCGUACAUGUGCCCCUUCCCGGGAUGCAACACGAUGAUCAUGAAUUGGGGCAUGGCACAAGAACACUCCAUCUUGCAUGCACAACAACAGACCCAGCAAGGCGGUCAGUCCCAACAGCAGAUCCCAACGCCUGCAGCGAGUAUGACCGCAACCGCGGCUGCAGCAGCAGCAGCAGCGGCAGCGGCAAUAGCAAGCGCUGCUGCAGAUCCGGUAUCUCAGACCUUUCUUCCAUUAAAUACUGCGCUUCAAGCCGGCCCAGGGAUGAUCGUUCCGCCGCCCAGCUGGCCGCUCAACGACGAUGAGGCGGGGUCAAGCAAGCGAAAACGAAACAAGGCGUCAGACGGAAGCAUCUUCGCAUGUCCAGUGUGCGGGAUUAAGGUGUCAAGGAUAGACAGUCUUACGCGCCACACCAAACGGAAGCAUCCGGAAUACGCAGAAAACGGGACUGCCAUCGAUCCGGUAUUUGAUUCGCUGGGAUCAUCGUCCGCGACGGUAGCCGCCGCAGCCACGGGUGGCGCAUCAGCGAGCUCGAAUUUCAACCUGAGUACCAGUGCGAGCAAGAAAGUACCAAAGCCCGCAGCAAAGGCAAAUGGGAGCGAAACAUCGUCCACGCACUCGACGCCACAGCCGCAGAAGAAGUUCGAGUGUGCCAUCUGUGGGACAGUGCUAUCCAGAAUAGACAGUUUGGCACGACAUAUGCGCAAGCAGCAUGGGCAAGCGCCGCCGCCAUAG